Messenger RNA from Hyla sarda, 1044 nucleotides. Its product is annotated as olfactory receptor 6N1-like. The record is from RefSeq and is a predicted model, not a curated record. The transcript is spliced from 2 exons. Lineage: Eukaryota; Metazoa; Chordata; Amphibia; Anura; Hylidae. Gene Ontology annotation, cellular component: membrane. Gene Ontology annotation, molecular function: G protein-coupled receptor activity; olfactory receptor activity. Gene Ontology annotation, biological process: G protein-coupled receptor signaling pathway. Bases 1 to 1044 code for a protein of 347 amino acids.
AUGGAACAAUCCUCUGCUUUAGCUACAAAGUUCACUCAACCAUUUAGUCAAAACAUCCAGGGCUCAAGGCUAUUUCUAAAUUUGGAGAACCAGACCAACAAUUCUGACUUUCAUCUCCAGGGAUUUGCGAACCUUGAGAACUAUAGCAUUGGUCUAUUUUUUAUUUUUCUCUUUACCUAUCUACUCACUCUCUUUGGUAACAUGAUUAUUAUUUUGGUGGUACGUCUUAGUCUGAACCUUCAUACUCCAAUGUAUUUCUUCAUUACCAACCUGUCCUUACUGGAGAUCUGGUACAUAUCAACUACAAUACCAAAGCUUUUGGCUAUUCUUGUGACCAAUGACAAAACCAUUUCCUUCCAUUGGUGCUUUGUUCAGUUGUACAUGUUCCAUGGACUUGGUAUGACUGAAUGUGGUUUGUUGGCUGUGAUGUCCUUGGAUCGAUAUAUGGCUAUAUGUCACCCCCUCAGAUAUACCAGCAUCAUGAGUGAUAAAGUGUGUAGACAUCUUGCUGUGUUAUGUUGGACCUAUGGGUUCACAGCUGCAACUUUACCACUCAGUUUUACCAUAAGAGUGCCAUUCUGUGGCCUACGGUACAUCGAUCACUACUUCUGUGACCUUGCGCCCCUGUUGAACUUGGCCUGUGUAGAUACCUCUCUUAAUACUAAAAUUAAUGGCUUAGUUAUCGGCUUUGCUACCAUGUUUAAUUUUAUAUUUAUCAUCAUUAUGUAUAUUAAUAUUAUAUAUUCUAUUGUGAGGAUGAGGACGAACAAAGGAAGAAUCAGGGCCUUCUCCACCUGUUCUUCUCAUAUCACGGUGGUGGUAUUAAUAUAUGUCACUGCAUUUACUGUUUAUGCUGGCCCUAAAAGCUGGAACUCUGCGGACAAAGACAAGAUGUUUUCUCUGGUAUAUACGACGUUUACUCCAUUAAUGAACCCAAUCAUUUAUAGUCUAAGGAAUAAAGAAGUCAAAAUAGCAAUAAAAAGAAUUUUUACACUGAUCUACAAAAAUAUAGAAUUGGUUAUGAGAUUCAGACCAGGGAAGUAA